Molecule: messenger RNA, 3179 nt
Organism: Parasteatoda tepidariorum (common house spider)
Lineage: Eukaryota; Metazoa; Arthropoda; Arachnida; Araneae; Theridiidae
Source: RefSeq, a predicted model, not a curated record
CAUGCAAUGAAACUGAACCAUGCAAAAACGGAGGUACUUGCAAACUUGUUGGGAACUAUGAUUUUUGUGAUUGUUUAAGCGGAACUUUUGGUGACAAAUGUGAACACGUGACUUCCUGUGUUGAUGAGACAUUAGUAUGCAAUAAUAAAAGUGGUGCUUUUUGCGGAUUUAACGUAUUAGAUAAGCAAGCAGAAUGCCAGUGUAGUAAUGGAUUAAAAUAUGAUUCAAGAGUACAGCAAUGCAGAGAAACGUGCAAGACAGGAUAUGAUUGUGAAAAUGGGGCAGGCUGCAUGAAAGUCGGUAAUUACCGUUUUUGCGAGUGUCUCCCAGGAACAUAUGGAAACAAAUGUGAAAUAGUAAUUGAUUGUGAAAAUAAAAAAUUGACGUGCAAGGAAGGAAGUGGUGCAAUAUGCGGGUACAACUUUCAUCAGGAUACAGCUGAAUGUAUAUGCGAUAAUGACCUGAAAUACGACCCUUCUACUGGAGAAUGCAGAGAAUGGUGUCAUUCAAGAGACGAAUGUCAGCAAGGAUCUCGUUGCACGCGUAUCGGAAAUUACCAGUUCUGUGAAUGUCGUCCUGGUACAUAUGGGCACAAAUGUGAAAACGUGACUGAUUGUGAUAAUAACAUAUUGACAUGCCGCAGUGGUAGUGGAGCAACAUGCGGGUACAACCGAAAUCUGAAUGUCGCUGAAUGCAUGUGUGGAGAUGAACUGAAAUAUGACAUUGAAACUGGAUUGUGUAGAGAAACAUGCAAUGGCAGAACUGAUUGUAGAAAUGGAGCUGGGUGCAAAAAUAUCGGUAAUUACCAUUUUUGCGAGUGUCACAAUGGAACAUAUGGACAUCAAUGUGAAAAAGUAACUGAGUGUGAAAAUAACAGUGUGAUGUGCGGAGAAGGAAGUGGAGCAGUAUGCGGUUAUAACUUAAAUCUGACUGUCGCUGAAUGUAUAUGCGAUAAUGAUUUGAAAUAUGACAUUGAAUCUGAAGCAUGCAAAGUACCAUGCUAUGCAGGGGGCGAUUGUUCUAAUGGAGCUGUUUGCAAGAACAUUGGUAAUUACGCUUUCUGCGAAUGUCGUCUUGGAACAUAUGGAAACAAAUGUGAAAAUGCGACUGAUUGUGACAAUAACAACGUUAUAUGCAAAGAAAGAAGUGGAGCAACAUGCGGUUUUAACUUAGAUCUGAAUGUCACUGAAUGUAUCUGCCCUAAUGCCUUAGAAUACGAUAAUGAAACUGAAACAUGCAGAGAAACUUGUAGUUACUUCAAAUGCACAAACGGAGGAAAUUGCAAACGUGUAGGAAAUUAUGACUUUUGUGACUGUAUUUCUGGGACUUACGGAGACUUCUGCGAAUAUGUGACUUCUUGUGUUGAAGAAACAUUGGUAUGCAACAAUGAAAGUGACGCUGUUUGUGGAUUUAGCGUAUUGGAAAAGAGGGCGGAGUGUUUGUGUUACAACGGAAAGUAUGAUUCAGAUCUCGGAUUAUGCAGAGAAACCUGCGUCUCAGAAAUGAAUUGCAAGAAUGGAGCUGCAUGUACAAACACUAGCAAUUAUAAUUUUUGUAAAUGUCUCCAAGGAACUUAUGGACAUUACUGUGAAAAUGUGACAGACUGCGACCUAAAUUACAUUGAAUGCAAUAAAGAUAGUGAAGCAAUUUGCGGAUACGACCCCACUACACAAACAGCUGAAUGUUUAUGUAAAAAUGGAUUAUAUUAUGACAGCGAUACCGAAACAUGUAGAGAAAUUUGUGAGGAUUCUGAUGAUUGUCAAAAUGAAGCUACUUGCAUAGGCACUGGUAAAUACGAUUUCUGUAAGUGUCUUAAUGGAACUUUUGGACAUCAGUGUGAAACUGUGACUGAUUGUUACAACUAUAACUUAAAAUGCAAUACAGACAUUGGAGUGACUUGUGGUUAUAACCCAGUUUUAGAAGUAGCUGAGUGUUUAUGCCAUAAUGGCUUAACAUAUGACAAGGACAGCGAAACAUGUAGAGAGAAUUGCCUUCCAGAAUAUGAUGAUUGCUUAAAUGGUGCCUCGUGUAGUAAUAAAGGUAUCUUCGGUUAUGAUUUCUGUAUUUGUCAUCCUGGCACAUAUGGAAACAGAUGUGAACACGUUAUGGACUGUGUGAAUAAGAUCCUAGAGUGUAAUAUAACCAGUGGUUCAGCGUGUGGAUUUAAUGUGACGUCAAAAAAGGCCGAAUGUUUAUGUAUAGACGACUCUCUGGUAUAUGAUAGAGACAGUGAAAUGUGUUUGCCUUUAACUUCUACGUCAGAUGUUAGUACCUCAACAACACAGCACACAACUUCAACUUUUCCAACCAAUAUAACAACAGAUGUUGGAAAAACUAGAAUGCCGUUUUCAACUUCAACAGAUGGUUAUGGCAACAAAUGCAGCAGCGUUCCUGCAAUCUGUCCAAAACUGUCAACAGAAUGUGUUCCAAUAGGAAACGACUAUUACUGUAACUGCAAAACUGGAUUCAGACUUAGAGCAGGAGAAGUAAAAGAAUACAAUAAAAAACCUUGUAUAAAAAAGAAAUGUGAUUGUGGUAUCAAUUCUUAUAAUUGUCAGUGGAGUGUGAAAGGCAGGAAAAUAUGCAGCUGUUUUCUUGGUUACUCCCAGAUAAGAGGAGUCUGCACAGAUUGUAACUGCGGUAUGAACUCUCUGGCUUGUAUGUUCGAUUAUAAAGGAAGAAAACUUUGUGGUUGCAAACCAGGAUAUUUUCAAAGAAAUGGAACAUGUUCUGAAAUGUGCACAAAUGAUAACGACUGUCAAAAUGGAGGACUUUGUGAAUUCGAAAGCAAUGGGUACUUUUGUAAAUGCAAAUUUCCUUUCAAAGGUGAUACAUGUGAAAUCAACGAUGCAUGUGAGCAAUUAAGUGGCACUUGUCUUACUAUUGGUGCGAUAUGUCAGUACGAUGAAUUUUUAAGAAAAGGCGUUUGUGUAUGUCCACCAAGCAGAUAUUUCGAUGACAAAUCAAAUAUGUGUGAAGAUAAAUAUGAAUCUGAUUCAUCUUUGAUCAUAGUAUUGUGUCUAACAUCUGGAUUCCUACUUAUAUCAACAGUCAUAUUAAUCAUUGUUUUCAACAAGUUCAAAAGCAGCAGAAAAAAGAAGUAAAGGAAAAGGAUCUGUAAUUUAUUUCAAUCAAAACAUGCAUAAAAUUUCGAAUAAAAUAAGUUUUUAUCUACAAAA